Molecule: messenger RNA, 2162 nt
Organism: Ostrinia nubilalis (European corn borer)
Lineage: Eukaryota; Metazoa; Arthropoda; Insecta; Lepidoptera; Crambidae
Product: matrix metalloproteinase-25-like
Exons: 9
Coding region: 47-1603 (518 amino acids)
Biological process (GO): collagen catabolic process; proteolysis; extracellular matrix organization
Cellular component (GO): extracellular matrix
Molecular function (GO): zinc ion binding; metalloendopeptidase activity
Source: RefSeq, a predicted model, not a curated record
GCUGGGCAUAUCGUCUGUCUGGCUUCUUUGUUAGCCGGCCGCGGUCAUGGGUGCUUGUAGGCUCUGCUUCAUAGGCUUGGCCAGUCUCUUCGCGGUUUUCAGUUAUGUUUCGAGCCGAACAAUAUUCCUGGAGCUGAACUACCCGACGAAAGAAGAGCAAUCAUUCCUUAAAAAGUAUGGAUACCUCCCAGAGCCUCAGGACAAAAAAGACUUGGACUUCGCAUACUCGCUGCACUCCAUCUCGGAGGCUGUGCGCAAGAUGCAGGCGUUUGCUGGCCUGCCCCAGACUGGAGUACUCGACCCUGACACUAGGAAGCUUUUCAAGAAAAAGCGCUGUGGAGUAAAGGAUAUCCAAAAUAAGUCGACAAGAAACCGAAGAUACAUUUUGCAAGAGGGAUGGGGCCGAAAAACCAUCUCUUACAGAGUCCUAAACGGCUCCAGCACUCUGCCGAAACAUAGGGUGGAAUCUCUGAUGGAGACGGCGUUGGCGAUCUGGGCACCACACGGCGGGCUGCACUUCACCCGCCUGGACAGCGGCAAUGCUGACAUACAGGUCUCCUUCGCCAGGGAAAACCAUGGAGACGGGUUUCCUUUUGACGGGCCAGGUCACGUGGUGGCUCACGCGUUCCAGCCUCCACACGGCGCCAUGCACUUCGACGAUGACGAGCUCUGGGGCGAGAACCUGGACGAUGACGAAGAAGACGUCACAGACUUCUUUGCGGUCGCGGUCCAUGAGAUCGGCCACGCGUUAGGACUGUCGCACUCGGACGUGAAAGCGUCCGUCAUGUACCCAUACUACCAGGUGCCGGUGGAGAAGCUGCACCUGGACGAUAUCUUGGGCAUGCAGGAACUGUAUCAAAAAGACGAGUUAUCCGAAGAAGUCCCAGAAAGUACAGAGAGCCCCGUGGGUUACUCGUCGCUCGUGCCACGGUUCACUAAGGCGGAUAGGCCUGAAAGUGAGGAAGAGAACGAGAUUCCAGACCUGUGCUACACAAACUACAACACCAUUCAAGCCAUACAGGGGAAGAUAUUUGUAUUCGAAGAGGAGUGGAUGUGGGUGAUUCGCGACAGAGUGAUCGAGGACGGGUACCCGAGAAGAUUCCAUGAAGUGUUCGUUGGGCUGCCAAAACACGUAACUUCUAUUAAAGCUAUCUACGAAAGACAAAACGGAAACAUUGUCGUGUUUUUUGAAAGAAAAUACUGGGAAUUCAGCCGAUCCUUCCGCCUCAUAAAAGUGGGCCGACUGACAGACUACUCGAUCCCACAAUACGUACCGGAGCUCACCACUGUGUUCCUCUCCAACUACAACAACAAGACCUAUCUGAUCGAGUACGAGCGCUUCUGGAGAUACGAUGAAGCGACGCGCACGAUGGACAAGGGAUACCCGAAAGAGAUGUCGGCGUGGAGGAAGGUGCCAUAUCCUGUGGAUGCUGCUCUUAUUUGGAAAGGAGAAACGUUCUUCUUCCGCGGGCCUCGCUUCUGGCGCUUCGACAACGAGCUGGUAGAGGCACACCGCUACUACCCGAUGCCGACGGCGCCGCUGUGGCUGCCGUGCGCGCCCGCUCCCGGCAUCGAGCAGUAUUUUAGCAACGAGGAGCCUUAACCACGCGCGGGAAAUGAGAGCUGUCGUAUUUGCGCUCACUAGAUAGAUACAAUUAUAGAUAAAACUGCCAAAUAAGUUAGAAACGGUAUUAGGUUGCUACUUGUACGCUUGCUGCCGCUGGGGCCCUCAUCCAGCAGUACUUCGCCAACGAGGAGCCCUAACUACGCACGUAGUGAAAUGAGGGCUACUACAUUUAAUUUUGCGCUCACUAGAUAGAUACAUACACUUUGCAUACAACUGCCAAAUAAAAGUUAGAAACGACAUUUAGUUAGUUACACUGCUCAGUAGUUGGCACGCGCUUGGGCUUAAACGUUAGCCCUUCUUGUAGUUAAUUUUGAACUCUGCCAACGAGCCAAUUUUUUUAGCCAAUGCUUGAAUCAGAUACCAAUACGUAUUCACCAUAAUAUAGUUUAUCAAGUAACGCUCCGCAGGGCAAAGCAGUAGAUUGAUCGCGUCGAGGACCUCGAGAAAACGGGACAAAUGUAGCUAGUUUCAAAAGAUGCUGUACCUAUCUUAAUUCUUUCUAAAUAAAACAAACGUGUCAAAUUCAUUAAAAAUA